GUGUGUGGAGGGGAUUGUGUGUUGUUAUGGGUUUAGCCUCAUGGUAAUACUGGCUUUCAAGACUAAAUUUGGAAUGAUCGAUCUUGGGUUUUUGGUGAUGCAGCAUGAGGAGAAUGGGUCUCCAUUAUACUAUAAGGCCAGUAGGUAAGAUCCAUCAUGCAAUCUGUGGGUCCUGGGCUGUCCUUGUUUGCAGAAAGUAUAUUAUUCUUUCCAUCUUAUCCCUAUAGUGAUCACUUCAUAUGGUUUGUAACAUCCAGAAUUGAUCAUCACACUUAGGAUGUAGUAGUAAAGGUAAAGCAGCAGGCAGUAAUCAUGUUAAAUAACAUCUUAUCAGUGUUGGUGUCUGUUUUAUGAUGCAAAAAAAUCUCUUUCCUUCAGGAUUAUCACCUCUCUAGAGUUAGAUUGAAUCACAUAAACACUCAGGUUUCCCAUAGAUCCUUCUUGUCUUUCUUUCAUACUUUAUUUCCUGUCUCACAUUUCAAUAAUUUGUAUCUUCUCCCUGGGGGAUGCAGGUCAAGGGUUUGUCAGACUUCUUCAUGGUUUCAAAUCAACGGAUCUUUGUUUUGAUCUUUGUUUCUUUGGUGUUUGUUUCAACUUCCACAUGACCAUUUAUUUCAACUCUGGUCUUCCUUAUGCUUUCUCCUAACUGCCUUGGGAUUUCAGUUGGUUUUUUAUCUUGACUUCUGACUGCCAAGAUGCAUCAUUAGGAUAUUUGAGGUAGCUAUGAUUUUCCUGAUGUAGAAACUGAGAGCCAACAACUUGCCUCCUAGACUACUUUUGUGUCUUCUUUCGAGCAUCUUGUGGUGGUCCCAUUCCCCACCUGCCACGGUGGUGAACAUGGAGGGAGAAUUUCCAUGGACUGGUCUCUGUGAUUUACCACCAGCAUGCAGAGAAACAGGAUCCAGGCUGUCCAUCUCCACCAUUGUAGAUGCUAUGUGUUGCUUAGGCCACAUGGCUGAAGAAACCCUAGGACUCAUAGGAACAAAUAGGCUUAGUGAUGCCCUGGCAAAAAACUCUAUGUUCAACAAGAGAAAAAGUGGUGGUACCAUCCUUGGUGAAAUAUGGCAUGUCCCAAAGACCUAUUCGUUCAAGAGUCCUGCAGGUAGCCCCAGCCUCCCUCCCACCCUAAGGAGGGGAGGAAGUCAACCUGCCUUGCCCACACCGGUGGCAUCUGAAGAGCACAAAGGGCAAGACAUGAAUGAAGAGAGAUAUAGCAAGAUCUCCUCUAGGUCCAGCUCUCCAGAUUUAUACAAGCUGCUGGAUCUCAGCUGGCCUGGGAAUUCUGCCCCACGCUUUCAGGCCGUGCAGGCCUGUAACAUCAAUAAGAAUUUUGAGGAGACAGAGAGCACGACCUGUUCUGGUGACAGUGACACAUCCGAGGACGACCUCUCCUACAUGGAGGACAUCACUUCUACCUCAGCCCCACAGGAUGACGGUGUGGAGGCUGAGAUUGAGGAGACUGGCAACAGCACCAUGCUCAGUCACAAAUCCCUCAGUGCAUUGUUCUUCCUGGAAGAUACCCACUGUCAACAGAUCCCAGGCCCUCAGGAUGAUGCUGAGGUUACCAAUAGCUUCAGCACAUCUAGAGACCUGAAGGAAAUUGACCCACAGCCCAGUGAGAGAACACAUGAUGCUGUGGACUCUGUGGACUCUCUCCAGAAUGAGAACACUGAAUAUGAAAACAGCAAGGGAAUAAUCCUUGAGGAGUCACCACCCAGCUUUAGCAAGGACCAGCCCCAGAAGGUAGCCACAGCCUCCAAGAAGAAGCAAAGAAGGGGCUGGAAAGGGGUGAGGAGGCAGAUUAGUCACCUGACUUCCAGUUUAUUCUGUUGCCUCCUCCCCCCAAAGACAGGAGACACAACCCCCACGGCUGAAGAAGAGGCCUGGGUCCAUGGUUCAUAAACCAUGGGUCUCAGUUUGGCCUGGUGUGGUCUACAGGCCACAGGAGGGAGCCAGGCCAGAAUUCCACAAAGCUAUGUACCCGAAACAACAUUGUUAUGUAUCAACCACCUCAAGCAACUCGGACACCAGCGGUUUAUCCCUCCUCUCCCUGCAGUGUGAGCUGUUAGCUCCCCAACUUAAGGUCAUAGUUGUCCCAGCACUAUGGCUGGACAGAGAAGUCAGCCACCUGGCCACCCUCUUUGAAAGAGCUAGCCGGUCACCUUCUGCAAUCCCCAUUCUAGAGCCUCGUGUUCCACAUGACUUGGGGUCUUCAUCAACUCAUCUCCUAACUUGUCAAUGACCAGAUGGAAAGAAUUACAUGGACUGUGUAAGCCCAGGAGCCUUCUUCUACUAAGUCGCCCAUCGUGCUGUUCCUCUGUCUCAGAAAUCCAGAAACUGGUGUCAUAGCUAUGUCCCAAUGAGUCUGCUGAAAACCACAUGUGUGGCUGGAAUCCAUGAAGAAUAGGAGGGUAAACCCUUGUCAGCUGCCUCUGUGGGACUGUCACAGAGCCGCAGCUCUUAGCUUUGUGUGGGAGCCUUUGCCACAGUGACUCAGUACUGUGGACCCUAUGGCUCAUUUCUGCUUGUUGUGGACACAUCAGGACUACAUAUGAAACUGGAGCAGUGGUGCACUCUCCAUAGUUGGAACAAGAUUUCCCAGGCCUGAUAUGGAAAUUCUUUUACUUUAUUAAAUGCUCACUUGAUUUUUA
Messenger RNA from Peromyscus leucopus (white-footed mouse), 2651 nucleotides. RefSeq lists its product as uncharacterized. The record is from RefSeq and is a predicted model, not a curated record. NCBI's taxonomy places the organism in Eukaryota, Metazoa, Chordata, Mammalia, Rodentia, Cricetidae. The coding region runs from base 838 to 1902 and encodes 354 amino acids. The transcript has 4 exons.